UAACGACUUGUCGUCUUGAAAAUGCCUGGCCACACAGUGGCCGGCCGGAAGUAAUUCAUUUAGCCGUGAGGUGGCGUUCUUCAGUGUUUGACCCACAUCAAAGAUGUCUUCUGCAAUGUUUUCGUUCUGCACUUUGGUUUUGUUACUGGUUUCCCUUGGCGUUAAUGGCCAAGCUCCGAAGCGGAGGUUUGAAUACAAGAUGAGUUUCAAAGGUCCCCACUUGGUGCAGCGGGAUAAUAGUGUGCCUUUCUGGGAAUACUUUGGAGAUGCCUUGGCUGGGGACGAGGGUAUCAGAAUCACGCCGUCUUUGAGGAGCAAGAAAG
Messenger RNA from Aplysia californica (California sea hare), 323 nucleotides. Its product is annotated as protein ERGIC-53. Gene Ontology annotation, cellular component: COPII-coated ER to Golgi transport vesicle; endoplasmic reticulum-Golgi intermediate compartment; Golgi membrane. Gene Ontology annotation, molecular function: D-mannose binding. Lineage: Eukaryota; Metazoa; Mollusca; Gastropoda; Aplysiida; Aplysiidae. The record is from RefSeq and is a predicted model, not a curated record. Gene Ontology annotation, biological process: Golgi organization; endoplasmic reticulum to Golgi vesicle-mediated transport; endoplasmic reticulum organization.